GGGGUCCCGGUGCUCCGUUAUCCCCGGUGCCCUCCAUCCCGGUGCGCACAGCACCCUUGGGUCCCGGUGCGCCCUUCUCCCCGGUGCCCGCUCUCCUUGGGCACGCAGCACCCUUGGGUCCCGGCGCUGCGUUAUCCCCGGUGCCCCCCGCCCCGCUGCGCGCACCCGGCCGCCCCCUGCACCCCCCGCGGCUGCCGCACCGAGGCGCUCCGUGGCACCGCCCGGGCGCCUCCUCCAGCGGCCGGGGAGGGUCGGGGCGGGGGCCGGGACCGGGACCGGGACCGGGAACGGAUCCUGCCCGUUGCGGGGGCCCGGCUUGGCCUCUCUCUCGGUGCCCUGCUCGCCCCCCCCCCCCCAGCCAUGCUGCGCUGCCUGCUCCAGCGAGCCAGCCACCUCCCCAACCUCGAGAAGGGGGACAGGCAGAGCGACCCGGUGGCCAGCCUGACUUUCCGAGGCGUGAAGAAGAAGACAAAGGUGAUCAAGAACAACGUGAACCCAGUAUGGAACGAGGGCUUCGAAUGGGACCUGAAGGGCACGGCGCUGGACCCUGGGUCCGAGCUCAGCGUCGUGGUGAAAGACCACGAGACCAUGGGGAGAAACCGGUUUUUGGGAGAAGCCCGCGUGCCCCUGCGAGAUGUCCUCUCCUCCCCCAGCCUGGCGGCCUCCUUCAACGUCCCCUUGCUGGAUGCCAAGAAGCAGACCACCGGGGCUUUCCUCAUCCUGCAGGUGUCCUACACCCCCCCUCCGGGUGCUGCUCCCCUCUUCCCUCCUCCGUCCCCCCCUGAGCCAUCGCCGGGGGCUGCCGAGCCUGACACGGUCACCGAGGCGCCCACCGAGGAGGAGGAGGCUGAGGACCGGCCGGCCACGGGGGACGAGACGGAGCCUGCGCCCUCGGGGCCGCCGGGGUCUGAGCCCCCCUCGCUGCCCCGCAAGCCCCCGGUGCACCACGUCCACGGGGUGAGGCGCAGGAGGAGCUCGCCCAAAAAGCCCCUGUCCAACAAGCCGCAGGACUUCCAGAUCCGGGUGCGGGUGAUCGAGGGCCGGCAGCUGCCCGGGGUUAACAUCAAGCCCGUGGUGAAGGUGACGGUCGCGGGGCAGACCAGGAGGACCAGGAUCCGCAAAGGCAACAGCCCCUUCUUCGACGAGACUUUCUUCUUCAACGUCUUCGAGUCGCCAGCCGAACUGUUUGAUGCGCCCAUCUUCAUCACGGUGGUGGAUUCUCGGUCAUUUCGGGCGGAUUCGGUGCUCGGGGAGUUUCGGAUGGAUGUCGAGACCAUCUAUUCGGAGCCAAAGCACGCCUUCCUCAGGAAGUGGCUGCUGCUCUCCGACCCCGAGGACUUCUCCGCGGGGGCCAAGGGCUACCUGAAGGUCAGCCUGUUCGUGCUGGGGCCUGGAGACGAAGCUCCCAUGGAGAAGAAGGAGGUCUCGGAAGACAAGGAGGACAUCGAGGGGAACCUCCUGCGUCCCACCGGGGUCACCCUGAGAGGGGCUCACUUCUGCCUGAAGAUCUUCAAAGCUGAAGAUUUGCCCCAGAUGGAUGAUGCCGUCAUGGACAACGUCCGGCAGGUCUUCGGCUUCGAGAGCAACAAAAAGAACCUGGUCGACCCCUUCGUGGAAGUCAGCUUCGCGGGCAAGAUGCUCUACUCGAGGAUCCUGGAGAAGAACGCCAACCCCCAGUGGAACCAGUGCCUGACCCUGCCGGCGAUGUUCCCUUCCAUGUGCGAGAAGAUGCGCAUCCGGGUGACCGACUGGGACCGCCUGACGCACAACGACAUCAUCGGCACCGCCUACCUCUGCAUGUCCAAGAUCUCGGCGCCCGGCGGGGAGCUGGAGGAUGAGUUUCCUGCUCUUGCGAAGCCUCUGAAAGCCGCAGACCUGGACGACGGGCUGGGCUUCCUGCCGACCUUCGGCCCCUGCUACAUCAACCUCUACGGCAGCCCCCGCGAGUUCACCGGCUUCCCCGACCCUUACGAGACGCUCAAUUUGGGAAAGGGCGAGGGCGUCGCGUAUCGCGGCAGGGUGCUGGUGGAGCUGGAGACCCGGCUGGUGGAGCACGUGGAGCAGAAGGUGGAGGACAUCUCCGCCGAUGACAUCCUGCGGGUGGAGAAAUACCUGCGCCGGCGCAAAUACUCCCUCUUCGCCGCCUUCUACUCGGCCACCAUGCUGCAGGACGUGGACGAUGCCAUCCAGUUUGAGGUCAGCAUCGGCAAUUACGGCAACAAAUUCGACAACACCUGCCUGCCCCUGGCCUCCACCACGCAGUACAGCCGGGCCGUGUUCGACGGCUGCCAGUAUUACUACCUGCCCUGGGGCAACGUGAAGCCCGUGGUGGUGUUGUCGUCCUACUGGGAAGACAUCAGCGCCCGGACUGAUGCUCAGAACCUCCUCCACCACACGGCAGACAGGCUGGAAGCCAACCUGGACUCCCUGGGCGCCCAGCUGCUGGAUGAUAUCAUCGCCGACUGCAGCGUGCCCCUGCCCGACGUGCUGGGGAAGCCGGCCAGCACCCACCUGGACCAGAACAUGUACCGCUUCCGCAGCACCAACCUGGAGCAGGUUGUGCAGGCGGCUCUGAAGCUCAAGCACGAGGAUUUGAGCCUCCCCGCGGUGCUGGAGCAGGCGGAGGACUGGCUCUGCAGGCUGAAGGCCAUGGCGGAGGAGCCGCAGAACAGCCUGCCCGACGUGGUGAUCUGGAUGCUGCAGGGCGACAAGCGCGUCGCCUACGCCCGCGUGCCGGCCCACGAGGUCCUCUUCUCCAAAAACAUCCCCGCCUGCUGCGGCAAGAACUGCGGGAAGCUCCAGACUAUCUUCCUCAAGUACCCCCAGGAGGAGGCAAUGGGACCCAAGAUCCCUGCCCAGAUCCGGGUGCAGCUCUGGUUUGGGCUGUCCGUCGACGAGAAGGAGUUCAACCAGUACGCCGAGGGGAAGCUCUCCGUCUUCGCUGAAACCUACGAGAACCAGACCAAGCUGGCACUGGUGGGGAACUGGGGCACCACCGGCCUGACGUACCCCAAGUACUCGGACGUCACGGGCAAGAUCAAACUGCCCAAGGACAGCUUCCGACCCUCCACGGGUUGGACCUGGGCCGGCGACUGGUUCAUCUGCCCGGAAAAAACGCUGCUGCACGAGGCGGACGCCGGGCACCUGAGCUUCGUGGAGGAGGUUUUUGAGAACCAGGUCCGGCUGCCCGGGGGGCAGUGGAUCCAAAUGGCCGAUGCCUACACCGACGUGAACGGGGAGAAAGUCCUGCACAAGGAUGAGAUCGAGUGUCCUCCGGGCUGGAAAUGGGAAGACGUGGAGUGGGACACCGACCUCAACAGGGCCGUGGAUGAGAAAGGCUGGGAAUAUGGCAUCACCAUCCCCCCGGACCGCAAACCCAAGGCCUGGGUGCCGGCCGAGAAGAUGUACCACACCAACCGGCGGCGGCGCUGGGUACGGCUCCGCCGGAGGGACCUGGCACAAAUGGAGGCCAUGAGGAAGCACAAGCAGGAGGAGCUGGACGGGGAGGGCUGGGAAUACGCCUCGCUCUUCGGCUGGCGCUUCCACAUGAAGCCCCGGCGCACCGAUGCCUUCCGCCGCCGCCGCUGGAGGCGCAGGAUGGAGCCCCUGGAGCGCACCGGUGCCGCCGCCGUUUUCGCCUUGGAGGGGGCCCUGGGGGGAGUGACGGAUGACCGGAGCGAUGACGGCAAAUCUGUGUCCACCCUCAGUUUCGGUGUCAACAGACCCACCAUUUCCUGCAUUUUUGACUAUGGGAACAGAUACCACCUGCGCUGCUACAUGUACCAGGCUCGGGACCUGAUCGCCAUGGACAAGGACAGCUUUUCAGCGCAUCCGUAUGCCAUCGUUUCCUUCCUCCACCAAAGCCAGAAGACGGUGGUGAUGAAGAACACCCUGAACCCCACCUGGGACCAGACGCUCAUCUUCUAUGAGAUUGAGAUCUUCGGGGACCCCCAGAAGGUGUCCGAGUCCCCUCCCAACAUCGUGGUGGAAAUAUACGACCACGACACCUACGGUGCGGACGAGUUCAUGGGGCGCUGUGUCUGCAAGCCCAGCCUGCAGCGCUCACCGCGGCUCUCCUGGCACCCGGUCAGCAAGGGCAACAGGAGCGUCGGGGAGCUGCUGGCAUCCUUCGAGCUGAUUCAGAGGGAGAAGCCGGCUGUCCAUCACAUUCCUGGCUUCGAGAACGAGCUCUCCUCCAGUCUGGAUGAGCUCUGCACCCCCGCCUUGUUCUCCGAGGGGCUCCUUCAAUGGUCUGCAGACUCCGACCUGCCGUACCCGCCGCCCCAGCGGGAGCCCAACAUCUACAUGGUGCCCCAGGGCAUCAAGCCGGUCCUGCAGCGCACGGCCAUCGAGAUCCUGGCCUGGGGGCUGAGGAACCUGAAGAGCUACCAGCUGGCCAGCGUCACCUCGCCCAGCCUGCUGGUGGAGUGCGGUGGGCAGCUCGUGCAGUCCUGCGUCAUCAAGAACGUCAAGAAGAACCCCAACUUCGACGUCUGCGUGCUCUUCAUGGAGGUGCGUUUGCCCAGCGAGAGCCUGUACAGCCCCCCCAUCAUCAUCAAAAUCAUCGACAACCGGCCCUUCGGCCGCAGGCCCGUGGUGGGGCAGUGCACCAUCCGCUCGCUGGAGGCCUUCUACUGCGACCCCUACCACGAGGAGGCCGACGGGCCCCAGGAGCACGCAGAUGACGUGAGCCUCACGCCCAGGGACGACGUCCUCAUUGACAUCGAUGACAAAGAGCCCCUUCUUCCUGCCCAGCUUGCCGAGGGUUUGACCAGCUCAGCACUAAUUAACAUGCCAGCUUCUCGGUCCGAACCUCAUAAGAUACCAUGGGAGGAAGAAUUCAUCGACUGGUGGAGCAAAUUCUACGCUUCCACGGGAGAGAGGGAAAAAUGCGGUUCCUACUUGGAGAAGGGCUUCGACACGCUGAAGGUCUACGAGACGGAGCUGGAGAACGUGGAGGACUUCGAGCAUCUCUCCGACUUCUGCCACACCUUCAGGCUGUACCGCGGGCGCUCGCAGGAUUCCAACGAUGACCCCUCGGUGGUGGGGGAGUUCAAGGGCUCGUUCCGAAUUUACCCCCUGCCCGACGACCCGCGGGUGCCGGCGCCACCUCGGCAGUUCCACCAGCUGCCGGCCAGAGGACCCCAGGAGUGCCUCGUCCGGGUCUACAUCGUCCGGGCCUUCGGCCUCCAGCCCAAGGACUCCAACGGGAAGUGUGAUCCCUAUGUGAAGAUUUCAGUGGGAAAGAAAUCCAUAAAUGACCAAGAAAAUUACCUCCCCUGUACGCUGGAGCCUGUCUUCGGAAAGAUGUUCGAGCUGAGCUGCACCCUGCCCCUGGAGAAGGACCUGAAGAUCACGCUCUACGACUACGACCUCCUGUCGAAGGAUGAGAAGAUUGGGGAGACCGUCAUAGACCUGGAGAACCGCUUCCUGUCAAAAUACGGGGCUCGCUGCGGGCUUCCCCAAACCUACUGCGUUUCGGGACCCAACCAGUGGCGAGACCAACUCCGUCCUUCCCAGCUGCUUCACCUCUUCUCCCUGCAGCACAACUACAAGGCUCCCACCUACAAGUCCGACCGGCUCAUCUUCAGGGAGCAGGAGUACAUCCUCUCCGAACUGGAGGACGGCAAACCCGUCAACCCCCACCUGGGGCCGGUGGAGGAGCGACUCGCCCUGUACGCGCUGCGGAAACAAGGGCUGGUGCCGGAGCACGUGGAGACCAGGGCUCUCUACAGCCCCCUCCAGCCAGAGAUCGAGCAGGGAAAGCUGCAGAUGUGGGUGGAUCUGUUCCCCAAAUCUUUGGGUCAGCCUGGUCCCCCUUUCAACAUCACGCCACGCAAAGCCAAGAGGUUCUACUUGCGCUGCAUCAUCUGGAACACCAAGGACGUCAUCCUCGAUGACCUCAGCAUCACGGGGGAGAAGAUGAGCGACAUCUACGUCAAAGGCUGGCUGGUUGGCCACGAGGAGAACAAGCAGAAGACAGACGUGCACUACAGGUCUAUGGGAGGAGAAGGCAACUUCAACUGGAGGUUCAUCUUCCCCUUCGACUAUCUCCCCGCCGAGCAAAUGUGUUACAUUGCAAAAAAGGAGCACUUCUGGAGCUUGGACAAGACAGAAAAUAAGAUUCCGCCGCAGCUUAUCUUCCAGAUCUGGGACAACGACAAGUUCUCUUUUGAUGACUACUUGGGCUCCAUUCAGAUGGAUCUCAACAGGAUGCCCAAGCCUGCCAAGACCGCAGAGAAGUGCUCCCUGGAGCUUGUAGAUGAAAGCUUGUCCUCAGGUCGCUUCGUGUCCCUCUUUGAGCAGAAAACCGUCAAGGGCUGGUGGCCCUGCGUUGCUGAGCAGGAUCAGAAGAAGACCCUGGCGGGCAAAUUGGAAAUGACUUUGGAAAUCGUGGCCGAACAAGAGCAUGAAGAGCGGCCAGCUGGCGUGGGUCGGGAUGAGCCGAACAUGAACCCCAAGCUGGAGGACCCCAAGCGCCCAGAGACCUCCUUCCUGUGGUUCACCUCCCCCUACAAGACCCUGAAGUACAUCCUGUGGCGGCGGUACAAGUGGGUGCUCGUCCUGGCCAUCGUGCUCUUCAUUUUGCUGCUCUUCCUGGGGAUCUUCAUCUACGCCUUCCCGAACUACGCUGCUAUGAAACUGGUGAAGCCUUUCCAGUGAAGCUGUGCUGGCAAACGCAUGAAAGGUCCGGUGCCUGCCUGGGGAUUUUGGAAGGAAGCUGCGGCUCUGCGCUGGAUCUCAUCAGCAGAUGGAGCUGGAGAUGGGGCAGCCUCUCUCCAGCCCAGGCUGCUGCCAAAAUGAAGACACAACUUCAUGACUUUCCCCGGUGCAGAAUUCCACCUGCAGCACUCACCUCGGAAGCAGUGCGUAAACAAGACCUACUCUGAGAUAUUUCUUAUUUUCCUUCCUUUUUUUUUUUCUUUUUUUUUCUUUCUUUUUUUUUUUUUUAAGUUAAGCUGUUCCUGAUCUUGAAAGCUUGAACACCAACGCAAAGCUGAAGAGGGUGGGUGAGAAAAGGACCUUUUCGUGUAUCGCCCGUGAGCACACAAAGAUGCAGCAGACCUUAGAGGGGGAGCUUUGGGCUGCUGGCGCGAGCAGCGUGUGCCUGCUAAAAUCUCUCAGGUUCUGAGCACACUUUUCUUUGCACUCCCAACAAGCCUUAGUUUUCCUUUGCCGUGUAACGUGUAUUAUCUGGUUUAUAAUAUAUAAAGUUUACCAAAGAUGGAAUGUGCUGCACAGCCUGAAACCCUGGGCUCUUACGUUGCCUUCCCAAAGAGCAAAAGCCAUGAGACAGAGGACCCAGGGGAAAGGCUCUGAGAUCCCAAACCGGGCUUGGUGGCAAUUGCUAAAUCAGAGCAACUGUUGAAUUUUGCUCUCUUGAAGGACCGCACAGUCUGGCCCACGUGUUUUGGAGCUUCUUUUUCCCCCUCGGUGGCUCUUUCCCCUCCAAGUGCCUCCCUUCCGAGCCAGUGCUGCGGUGGCAGAGAGCGCGGGGCCAGGCUGAGCCCUGCCCCGAGAGCAACUCCAGAGCAAAGCAGGGCACGGGGGCUUUGCCUUCCUGCUUUUCGCUGCCAAAUGCAAGCCCUGCAGCUACAGCUCAGUGACAUAUCGGUCUUUUUUUCUCUUGUGCUCCCAAAUAUGCUUAAGCAAAGCAGUACAAAAAGCAGACUGCAGGGCAAGCUGUGAAACUCUUUCUGCUUUGUGAACAAAAUAUUAUACUGAAUAUUCUGCAGGUGUUGCCCUGCCACAGAGCAGCUAUGGCAGGGCUGGGAUGGCAGCACUGGGACAUUUCUGCUGUUCCCUAUUCCCUCCUGCCCAUCUGUCUCUGCUGCUGCAAUCCCAUGGAGCGAUGUGGACUGAGAGGGACUUCUGGUUAUUAACAGCUCUGGCUCAUGUCAUGCUAAGAUGCUCAUCAAAACAGCAUUACUCUUGAAUUUUCAUCCUGCAUCCUCUCACCCUGCAAGGAGCCAUCUCCCAGCACGGGGCCACCAAGUGGGAAAGCAAAUGUCCCCAUGCGAGACAGCCGUGCUGCUGCUCUGCCCCUGCUCCGUCCCCCCGCAGGACCUGGGUCUGCCUUCAGCAGGACGAGGCACGGCUGCCUCGGGUCCUUUUGACCCCAAAAGCUCAGCAUGACACGUGAGAACAAGUAGCAGUGAAAAGUGAUCCUGGGGGAUCAGAGUUCCUCAGGACAAACUGUGCUGCUGGAAGCUCCUGCCCCGCUCCAGCAAGGCACUUAAGCCUGUUCUUAGCAAGGAGGCAGGGAACAAGCACAAUGCCUAAUUGCUUUGCUGGAUGGGGAUGCGAUGCGUUGAGCAUUAAAUCCCUUGUUAUUCAGUACUGUAACAGCACCCAGAUUGUCCGGGGCAGCUCUCUGCCACGUGUGAACACAGCGUUUUUGACAUGGAGAGCAUGCAGAUAUAAAACCUGUCCUCGCUGCGGAGGUUUGGCUCAUCCAGCAUCCUCCUUCCAAAAGCAGCUGGUGCUCAGCUGGUGGAGUCGGCUCUGGGCUUUCCCACCCCAGGGUGGGUGUUUCAUUUUACUAGCACAGUUAAAUGCUUCAUGUUGGCAUUUGUUCAGUUUUUUCCCAACCCUUAUUCGCACCCACACCCCAUUUAUUAGCCGCUGCCAGGCUACCACGUCUCGGUCAUUUUUUUCUGUGAUGCUUCCCUGCUGAGGAUCCGGUGAGCUGAGGGCAAAUGGUGCUUGGGUUUGUGCCUUUCUGAACGAGUUAUAAUUCUGUGAAAAUGCUGAAAAUGCUGAAAUGCUGGUGUGGUUGGUCCUUGCACCUCAUCCACCAUAACCCAGCUCUGCCCAGGGGUCUGGGUAUCUUGCUGCCUACCUGCAUGCCUCGCUCCCCCAUCUGCAGUGGGAAAUCAGGCCUGGUAUUUCAUUUCUUUGCUUCACUUUGCAGAGUCUGUAAAGUUUCCCACCGUGGCAUUAUUGCUCCAUGACCCUCACCUGUUUCAGAAUCACAGUCUUGGUGCCAGGACCCCCAAAGAGACGAGUGACCCAAGCUUGAGUUCAAAGCAGUGCUCAUACCUGGAUGCUUGCCAUCCAGCCUGCCACAGACAAGCAACCCUACCCAAACUCACCCACGUGCCACCUCCCAGAGCCUCUCCCAGUAUGAAACCUGAUUUUAUUUCCCAGACCCUACCAGCAGCUCUUCCCUGGCAAACCAGAACGGGUUGUCAGUGGUGUGAGACCAGGAUCCAGUGGAAAAGGAAAGGGUUGCAUCCCCACAUGCCAUCCUCCGUGUUCCCAAUCUGGGCUCUGGAGCUGAUUUUCAUGCCAAGAAGACUCCGUGGGCCUGUGGUGGGCAAAAGCAGGUCUGAGCAUCUGACAACAUCAGCUCAAUCUCUUUUUCUUUGCUGCUUGAACAGCCACAGCCAUCUGUUCGCCUGGCAGGGAGCCCUCUGUAGCUGGGUUAAGUCUCUCCACCGAAGCCAGCCAGGGGUAGGAGCUGUGUGAAGUCCGUCCUGUGCCUCCCUGUUAUUUGGGAUUUGGACAAUUUGGGGUUUGGAUGAUAGCCGGAUGAUGUCUGUAUCACCUGUCUAUGCCUUAUAUACAAUAACGCGAAUUUCACUGUGGUUACAAAUGAAAUGCUCUGAAACCUUC
Anas platyrhynchos (mallard) is the source of this 9618-nucleotide messenger RNA. The record is from RefSeq and is a predicted model, not a curated record. Lineage: Eukaryota; Metazoa; Chordata; Aves; Anseriformes; Anatidae.